UAAAAUUUCAAAGAUAACUGACAAAUGUAUACAGUUGUUUGCCGGUUUUGUGUAUUAUUUGCGAAUGUUUAACAAUAAAACUCUAAUUACUGGACAAAUGUACAAGGAGGUGAUGACUAUAAUGAAAGUUUUAACAUGUUAAUAAAGUUGCCAAAACAUUUAAUUUAGAAAGCAAUUAAAAAUGGAUAAUAUUCACAAUUUUCAAGUAGAAUGUGAGAGUCAUGAUCAUUUACCACAGUCAGGUGAGGAAAUGGACAAACAGCGACACAAGACGCUUGCUUAUGAGUAUUUAUGUCAUCUUGAAGAAGCUAAAAAGUGGUUAGAAUCAUGUUUACGAGAAAAACUUCCACCAAGCACAGAAUUAGAGGAAAAUUUGCGAAAUGGAGUAUAUUUAGCUAAACUUGGCCAUUUCAUGGUUCCAGAGACUCUUCCAUUAAACAAAAUUUAUGACAUCGAACAAAAACGAUAUACAGUUGCUGGUUUACAAUUUCGACACACGGACAAUAUAAAUCAUUUCCUGAAAAGCUUGAAAUUAACACAACUACCUACAGCCUUCCAACCUGAAACAACAGAUAUUUACGACAAGAAAAAUAUGCCUAAAGUUAUAUAUUGCAUUCAUGCAUUAAGUUCACAUUUAUUUAAAUUGGGUAAAGCUCCUCAAAUUCAGGACUUGUAUGGAAAAGUAAACUUUACUGAGGAAGAAAUCAAUGCUGUUAGUAGAGAAUUGCAAAAAUAUAAUAUUCAAAUGCCACCGUUUCAAAAAAUUGGUGGCCUUUUGACUAAUGAUAUGGGAGAAGACACCGCUGCAUUACACGCUGCAAUAAUUGCUAUCAAUCAAUCUCUCUCCAAUCAGGAUCAUAAUGCAAUGUUAACCCAGAUGCAAAAUAAAACUGCUCGUUUAAACAAUAUUAAGGCUGAAAAUAUAAACUGUUAUUAUGAAACUUUAAUAAAAGCAAAGGAGACGAAAGUAGAAGCUGCAAUUAAUAGGUCAUUUAAUGAAAGUUAUGAACCUGAUGUAUAUGACGAACUUCUUACUCAAGUUGAAAUUCAGGGGCAUAUUAAUCACGUCAAUGUUCAAUCUGCUCUACGUAACGUAAAAGAGUCUCUAUGUUAUGGCAAGAAAUAUUUACUAUCUGCCUUAAAUGAUCCAGCACUUCAAAUUAUGAAUAUUUAUGACGAUAAUGUUGAUAUUUAUAAGAAAAAAGUUGCCAAAUUGGUGGAAAAUUCAAAUUGGGAAGACAAUUAUCAAUAUUUCCAAAAACUCCUACAGGAAGCCGUAAACGAAGCAAAUACAGUUUCGUUACAAGAGAUUAAGAAAGCAUUUGCUUUAAAUGAAAUAAAUAAAGCUUUACAUGAGAAUGACUUCGAACAAUUUUGUGAAGCUGUAUUAAAUUCUACUCUGGGUUUGUCCAAUAAUGUUGAAGAAUUUGCUUUGCCUUUAUAUUUUGAAGAAAUGAAAAUAGAUUGUGUUGAGUCACAGAGAAGUGUAUCUUAUACAGAUAUCGUAGUCAGCAUUCGAGUUUUGUCAACCAUUGCAGCCAUAACAAAGGCUAUAGAAACAGGAAGUCCAAUACUAACUUAUCAAGCUUUAUCUUGUCCUGAAGCACACGUUAUGGAUUUAGAUGAAGAUAAUAAAGUCAAAUAUUUUCAAGCAUUGACGGCGGUUUGUUAUGAAAAACAGAUUUCAGAUGAAAGAUGUCGACUAUUAACAUAUAAUGACAUACAAGAGAGUGUUGACCUCGUAAAUCAACAAUGCUCAAAUGACAAUGAAGUUUUGCAGGCAUUAAGUCAUUUAAAUGCAGCUGUAAAAAAUAACAAUCGAGAUGAAAUGAUGUCAAUUUUACAAAGCUCAUUAUUAACAUUAAAAAAACCUGUAUCAUUUUCUGAUACAUCGCUUUAUUUAAAAUUAUUUAAAAAAUGUCUUGAAGAGAAACAUUCAGAUGGUUCCGAAUUGUGGUUAGAAGAUAUUGAACAAGUGACCAAUACAGUGGCUAUUGAAGCAAAAAAUGUUCAAUCAGCAUGUGCCUUAUUAACACAAUUCAAUAAAGGAUUAGAGAGCAACAUUUCUUUUACAACAAAUUGGCUGAAAAUGAUUGGUUUACAAAUUAUAGAGGGAAAUGAUGAAAAAUAUAAUGUAGCUUUUGCAAAGCUUUUUAAAGAAAAGAAAAAAAAGAAUGCCUGUCCUUACGUUCGUUAUAUUACUCCUGAAGGAAAUGAAUCAUUUCUAGACUUGGAAAAUUUGAGUUAUACUUGGGAUUAUCCGUUAAAUGAAGCAGAAUCAUUCUACUUCACAUAUGAAGAUAUUCGGCAUUUAGUAAAAGAGGUGAAUAGUGAUUUACUGGAUGAUUUAUCAUAUAAUAACUUGGAUUUAACAAUUAUUCUACUUCAAGCUCGUAUUCGAGGAUAUUUACUUCGUAAAAGUAUUUCUGACAGAUUUACACAUUUUUACGACAAUAUAGAUAAAGUGAAAAAAAUUCAAAUUUGGUGGCGAGCUAUUUUAGCACGCAAAUACAAUGAAAAUUAUCUUGACACAAAAGUUAAAUACGAUAGAGAGGAAGAAAUAUCGACAUUAAAGUACUUCAAAAAAUAUGAAGAUAAAGUAGUUAAAAUUCAAGCUUUGUGGCGCGGAACUGUAGCUAGAAAAGCAUUUCAAUCACUUUUGCAUUUAGAUAAACCACCAUUUACAGUAGUUAAACGAUUUUCUGCAAUUCUAAAUUUUAAUUCUGAAGAUUACGAUAAAGAUCUUCAGUUGCAACAAUUAAAAAAUGAUGUUGUACAAUUAAUCCGACAUAACCAAAAUUUAUCCCAAUUGUUGGAUAGUAUGGAUAUAAAAAUUGGACUUUUAAUUCAAAAUAGGAUAACUCUCAAGGAUGUCGUAGCUCAUGGAAAAAAUUUAGAAUCUUUAGCGAAAACAAAACAUGUAAAAAGGCCACGUAAAGAUUCUUUUUCUGAAUCAACAAUUUCCAAAGGACUGAGAUCUCUUACUAAAGAAGGACGUAGAAUGCUUGAAGGAUAUCAACAUUUAUUUUAUGCAUUACAGACAAAUCCUACUUAUUUAUCUAAAUUACUAUUUUUAUUACCACAAAGUAAAUCAAACAAAUUUUUGCAAAAUGUUAUUUUAACUCUCUUUAAUUUUGGUUCAAAUAUUAGGGAAGAGUAUUUGCUACUAAAACUUUUAGGAACUGCUCUUCGAGAAGAAAUAAGAUGUAAAUUUGAAAGGCCUUCUGAAGUGGUAACAGGAAAUCCUCUUGUUUUAAAAAUGGCUGUCAAUUAUGCAAGGCAAAUUAACGGCCAAAGAGCUUUGCGUCAAAUUCUUGGUCCAUGUAUUGAGAAAAUUCUCUCGGAUAAAACUAUUAAUAUUGAAACUAAUCCUGUUGAUAUUUACAAAUGUUGGCGUAAUCAACUGGAAAUGGAAACAGGAGAGACUUUAGACCUUCCUUAUACAGUUACUCAUCAACAAGCUUUACAAUAUGACGAAGUCCGAAAAAGAUUGAACAAUGGAUUAAAAUUACUACAAAUUACAGUACAAGAACUUUUAUCACGAAUAAUUGCGUCAAAAAAUUUAAUUCCCUAUGGAAUGUUAUAUAUGUCCAAAGUUUUAAAUGAAACAUUAACUGAAAAAUUUCCAAAUGCAUUAGAAAAAGAUAUGUUAAAAGUUAUUGGAAAUCUUAUUUACUAUCACUAUAUUAAUGCAGCGAUAGUUGCACCUGAUGCUUUUGAAAUAAUAUCAUUGCCUAUCGACAAAUCUUUGUCAAAUGAUCAAAGACGAAAUCUUGCAAGUAUUGCAAAAAUUUUGCAGUUUGCAGCAUCCAAAAAAGGAUUCGGUGAUGAAGCAACACACUUAGUUUGUUUAAAUCCAUUUAUAAUAGAAUGCCAUGAAAAAUUUAAGAAAUUCUUUCGACUUUGUUGUGAAAUAGAAGAUUUGGAAGAUCAUUUUAAAAUUCAUGAAUACACCGAAGCUACUUUAAUUGAAAAGCCUGAAAUAUAUAUCUCGUUGCAGGAAAUAUGUGAUACACAUGAUCUUGUGUCAAAAUAUCAAGAACAAAUUGCUCCAAAUCCAUUAGAUCCUCUACAUGAACUUUUAGAAGAUUUGGGUUCAACGCCAACUGUUGCAUCAUUAUUGGGAUUAGAUCCUUCAACUGACGAAAAAGUUUUAUUUCGACAUGGAAAAGCUGAAGUUUGCUUGACGCUUACGAAUAAAUUUGAAAUUCCGGAGAAUGAGGAUUUAAAUUUAAAUAAACUUUUUAUUAAAACUAAGGAGCUUUUAGUUUCUUGUAUGCGGUUUUUACAGGGUAAUACAUUAUCUGAAGCACUGGAGUCUACUUUAUUACCCGCCCAAGAAAAAUUAACUGAUGAUCAUCAUUUAUCAAUAAUUUCUAAUUUGAAUGCAGUUCACAAUAGCCUCUCUCUAAACGAUUGCAAAAUCCAACUGCGUUCUUAUCUCAAUAAACUUGAACUUGAUGGUUUGGUAACACAAAAAGAUGGUUAUCAAAAUAUAGUGACAGCAGUUGCUAAAGACUUGUGCAAUAAGGGAAAGUAUCGACUUUUCCGAAACAAAGAAUUGCAAACUCUACAGGAAACAAAACACCAGCUUGAGGAAAAAUAUAACUACUAUAAAGAACAAGUAGAAUACUACAAUCAAUAUAUUCAACGGUGUCUUGAAAACCUUCACACUGGAAAAGGUUCUCUACAUGCCAUGAAAUUAAAUGAGAAGAAUAAUCAUGGAAAAUUGAAAUCAAGAACAACAUUGAAAUACACUGGCGCUAAAUUACAGGAAAAAGGCGUACUUCUGGAAAUAGAAGGUCUUCCUCAUAGUCAGUUUAAAAAUGUCAGUUUUGAAAUUACACCCAUUGAAAACAAUGGAGUUUUUACUGUAAAAGGCAAAUUUAUGGGAGUUGAAAUAGAAAAAAUUGAUAUUAAUAUUCAAAAGCUUUUAGAACUUCAAUUCGAAGGUUAUCCGGUUAUGGAUAUGUUUGGAAGAGCAAAAAUUAAUGUUAAUUUAUUGCUAUUUUUGUUAAAUCGAAAGUUUUAUGGUAAAAAUUAAUAUUUUUGUGUCAUCUUCAUACAUGUUUAAUAUAUUUUUAUUUUUAUUAUUGAUAUUGUAAAGUGGUGUGUCAUCACUUUUAGGUAAUAAAAUUGUAAAUUCAUAAAUGUGCUAAAGUUUAAGUUAAUAAAGUCAUGCACGCUUUUAUUUUCA
This is a messenger RNA of Leptopilina boulardi, 5197 nucleotides long. Its product is annotated as ras GTPase-activating-like protein IQGAP1. NCBI's taxonomy places the organism in Eukaryota, Metazoa, Arthropoda, Insecta, Hymenoptera, Figitidae. Gene Ontology annotation, molecular function: actin filament binding; GTPase activator activity; calmodulin binding. The transcript is spliced from 26 exons. The coding region runs from base 182 to 5044 and encodes 1620 amino acids. The record is from RefSeq and is a predicted model, not a curated record. Gene Ontology annotation, biological process: regulation of actin cytoskeleton organization; regulation of GTPase activity. Gene Ontology annotation, cellular component: cytoplasm.